Molecule: messenger RNA, 2320 nt
Organism: Coturnix japonica (Japanese quail)
Lineage: Eukaryota; Metazoa; Chordata; Aves; Galliformes; Phasianidae
Gene: HDGFL2
Product: HDGF like 2
Molecular function (GO): histone H3K9me2/3 reader activity; histone H3K27me3 reader activity
Source: RefSeq, a predicted model, not a curated record
UCCCCGCCCCCGUUACUUGCUGCUGCCCGAGGCCUGGGCCUCCGCCGCCGCCCCGCCCCGCGGCCGCCAUGCCGCACAGCUUCAAGCCCGGAGACCUCGUCUUCGCUAAGAUGAAGGGUUACCCGCAUUGGCCAGCUAGGAUCGAUGACAUCGCGGAUGGUGCAGUGAAACCCCCGCCGAACAAGUACCCCAUCUUCUUCUUCGGCACUCACGAGACCGCCUUUUUGGGUCCCAAAGACCUGUUCCCUUAUGAAAAAUAUAAGGACAAAUAUGGGAAACCAAACAAGAGAAAAGGCUUCAACGAGGGAUUAUGGGAAAUCCAGAACAACCCUCAUGCCAGUUACAGUGCCCCUGCGCCUGCCAGCUCCUCUGACAGUGACAUCCCCGAGAAUGACCCGAUGGGGGGAAGUGAUGCUGGUGAUGAUGAAGAAGAUGCUGCCAUGGCUGCAGUCACCACAGAGAAAAUGGAAAGUGAUGAGGACUCAGAUCGAGGCAGCGACCACAGCGGGCUCAAGCGAAAAUCACUGGCAAUGAAAUAUCAGAUGCCAGUGGCAAAAAGGCCUCGGAAAUCUUCAAGUGAAGAUCAAGGCAGCCCUUCUCUGACAGAAGAGGAGAACUCAGAAACGUCUUCUGAGUCAGAAAAAAACAGUGACCAGGACUUCACUCCUGAGAAGAAGCCAGUGGCCAGAGCUCCCCGUAGGAUGCCUGCAGGGGGAAGGAAGAAGAAGAAAGUGGAGUCUGGCUCCGACUCUGACUCCAAGGUGGACUCAGACUCAGAAAUGGGAAACGCGACUGUGGACAUGACCAAGUCAGACUCCAACUCGGAUUCAGACUCCGAUGUGUCUGUUAAAAAGCCUCAACGGGGCAGAAAGCCAGCUGAGAAACCCCCUCCCAAGCCCCGUGGUAGGAAACCGAAACUUGAGCGUGUCCCUAUCAGCUCCAGCAGUGAUAGUGAUAGUGACAGUGAUGUGGACCGUAUCAGUGAAUGGAAGAGGCGAGAUGAGGAAAGGCGACGGGAGCUGGAGGAGAAGAGGAAGAGGGAACAAGAGGAAGAAAUCCGGCGGCUCCGGGAGCAGGAGAAGGAGGAGAAAGAGAAAAGGAAGGAGAAAGCAGAGAAGGGCGAGGAGGUGCAUUCAGACAGCGACAGUAGUGCUGAUGAUGAAGUGGCCAAAAAGGGCAGAAAAGGCCGGGGAAAGGCCCCAUCCUCUUCAGACUCUGAGCUGGAGAUGGAGAAAGAGGUAAAGAAGCCUGUGAAGAAGCAGCCCUCAGAGUUGUCAAGGAAACCAAAUCAGAAGGAGAAGAGAGGCCGAGCAGAGGAGAAACCACGAAACAAACCUUUGAAAGUGGAAAGAGGCCGGAAGAAGUCUGACCUGAUCCCUGAAAGGAGAAUGGAGAAGAAAAAGGAGCCCACAGUUGAAGAGAAACUUCAGAAACUUCACAGUGAGAUCAAGUUUGCCUUGAAGGUGGAUAACCCGGACAUCAAGCGGUGCCUGAAUGCAUUAGAGGAGCUGGGCGCACUCCAGGUUACCUCUCACAUCCUCCAGAAACACACUGAUGUGGUGGCUACUCUGAAGAAGAUCCGUCGCUAUAAAGCAAACAAGGACGUGAUGGAGAAAGCUGCUGAAGUCUACACCCGGUUGAAGUCGCGUGUCUUAGGACCAAAGAUGGAAGCAAUCCAGAAAGCCAACAAAGCUGGGCCUGAGAAGGACAAGGGGGAUGUGGAGAAAGGCCAGGAGAAGCUUUCAGGAGGGGAGACACAGAAUGAGAAGGGAGAAGAGGAAGUGAAUGCUGACUUGUCAGGUCCUGUGAAUGGUGAAUCCUUGUCCCAAAAAACGGAGGGCACAGAAGAGCAGGAGAGAGACAAAAGCCGAGGGCCAGGAGCUGGAGAGAUGGAGGCACCUAGCGAGGAGCCCCAUAACAACGUGCAGGAUUAUCCCAGCACCGAACGGGAGAGGGCUCGUGGGGAGUCAGAGUCUGUGGAUGAUGCAGAGGAGAGCUGAGGAUGCAGAGAGCUGAGCACGUGGGACUGCCUGCAGGAGGAUGUGGAGGGGCCACAUCACCUGCUCUGAAGGGAGACUGGCCUCUGCCUUGCCCAUCUUUGCGUUACUUCACUAAGUCACACAGUAGCUGAUGUCUUAGGUCUUGUCCUGUGCCCCCGACCCCGUGAAAGCACUGAAUGUGGGGGGAGACUGUGCUGUUUUGUCUGUAUUUGUCCCUUCUUUUUUUUUUUCUCCUUCCCUCCCCUCCCCCCCCCCAACCUAAUUUCUUGUGAUUUCAACCGACAUGAAAUGAAUAUAAAGGGUUUUUUAAUGAAAAACAC